AUGAGGUCCUCGAUAAACAUCGCCCGCUUGGCGGCGCAACGCUCUAGACAUAAUUUAUUAUCUGCACCGGCGAGGCGACUGGCGAUAGCAGCCCCCACCCAGCCGUCUAAUGCUCUACUUCCCCCUCCCCCGGCGCCGAGAAAAGGCCCAGUUGCCGAUGCGACGACGUUCGAGUAUACGUCCGGACGGUGGCUCUACAAUGAGACGCAGCAGCUCAUGCAGCGCUACACCCCUUUCAACGUCUCCGCGAUGCACUCCAAGAUCGCCAAAGUCUGCGGCGCAGACGUCGUUUCCUGGGACAAGAAGGAAGGCGUCUUCAACAAGUCGUUCAUUACCACCCUCAGCAAUGGCAAGCAGGUCGUCGUUCGUGUGAAGAACCCGAUCGCGGGUCCUACACACUACACGACGGCUAGCGAAGUCGCGACGAUGGACUUUUGCCGGCGUGUUCUGAACAUGCCGGUGCCCAAGAUCCUCGACUGGAGUUCUCAUGCUGAGAUGAACGGCAUUGGGUGCGAGUACAUCAUCAUGGAGAAGGCGCGCGGCGUCCAGCUGUCGACCAUCUGGCACUCGCUCGACGCGGGCAAGCGCAAGAACGUCCUCAACUCGCUCAUUGCGACUGAGCAGCGCCUGCUCAAUGCCUCCUUCUCGCAGUACGGCGGACUGUACUACAAGAAGGACGUGCACCCAUCGCUGCGUGCGCCGACCCUCUACGCCGACCGUGGACGCGAAACACCCGACACGGCCGAGUUUUGUAUUGGCCCGGUUGCCAACAGGACGUACUGGGAGGAGGAGCGCUCGUCGAUGAAGCUCGACCGCGGUCCGUGGCCGAACUGCGAGGCGUACUUCAACUCCAUCGCCGCCCGCGAGGAGGCGUGGAUCGCCCAGUACGCGAAGCCGCACAUCCACGACGACCCCUUCCGGGCUAUCACCGCCCCGCAGUCGCCGGACGAGCACAUUGCUGUGCUGAGACAGUUCCGCUCCGUUGCGCGCCACCUCGUUCCCCGCAGCACGGACGGCAAGGUGCUCAACAGCGUCCUCUGGCACCCCGACCUCAACCUUGGCAACAUCUUCGUCGACCCCGCCGGCGACCAUGCCAUCACGUCGAUCAUCGACUGGCAGGGCUGCUGGGCCGGGCCUGCAUACCUCCAGCUCUCCGUGCCGUCCUUCGUCGAGUGCCACGGCGUCUCCGUUCCCUCCGGCCUCGAGAUGCCGCGCCUCCCGGACGACCUGCAUGAGAUGUCGCUGCGCUCGCAGAACGUGGUCGUCAAGAACCACAAGUCAGUGAUGCUCCAGAAGCUCUACGAGAUCAAGCAGCUGUACCCGUACCGCAUCGACCAGCGCGAUCUGCGCGCGACACCGGUCGCGAUGGCGGGGCGCACGUGGAAGGACGGCAUCCUGCCGCUCCGCCUCGCGCUGCUUAACGUCGCUGCGAACUGGCCGAAGCUCGUCGACCCGCAGGACCCGGAGCCGUGUCCGCUGCGCUUCACGCGCGGCGACGUGCAGGGGCUUAUGCAGGAGCGCGAGCGGUAUGUCGAGUGGCACGGGUUCCUCGAGUACCUGCGCGACGCGUUCGGCGUGCGCCUGUACGGCUGGGUCGACCGUCACAGCUACGAGCGCAAGAAGGAGCAGCUUGAGGGCGUCAAGCAGCACCUCGACGCGGCUCUGGUCAGCGAGAUGGAGCGCACCGCGCCUGGCGGCUCCUGGUGGCCGUUCAACGACACGGUGCAGUGA
This is a messenger RNA of Schizophyllum commune H4-8, 1731 nucleotides long. RefSeq lists its product as uncharacterized. Gene Ontology annotation, cellular component: mitochondrion. The coding region runs from base 1 to 1731 and encodes 576 amino acids. The transcript has 3 exons. NCBI's taxonomy places the organism in Eukaryota, Fungi, Basidiomycota, Agaricomycetes, Agaricales, Schizophyllaceae. The record is from RefSeq and is a predicted model, not a curated record.